CAGCGACCUGGUUUCCAGUUCCGGUGGGCUGUGGUCUGUCGGCUCCUGUGCUACGUGUCUCAAGCAGCGGGGUUGUCGGUGGGCAGCACCAUGGAUCAGGUAAUGCAGUUCGUUGAACCCAGUCGGCAGUUUGUGAAGGAUUCAAUCCGGCUGGUUAAAAGAUGCACCAAACCUGACAGGAAAGAAUUCCAGAAGAUUGCCAUGGCAACAGCAAUAGGAUUUGCUAUAAUGGGGUUCAUUGGCUUUUUUGUGAAGUUGAUCCAUAUCCCCAUUAAUAACAUCAUUGUAGGUGGCUGAAUGAAUACCUUUCUAGAGGAGGGUUUUUCAUCUUGGGGAUUGGUCGACAAGAGACAAUUUGAGAAGCUCAUGGAGUGAAAAAUUUGCCUGUGUGCUUUGUGUUCUUUCCUUUUUUUCCCAUGUUUUCUAUUUCUAAAUUAAAAUAAUUUCAAAAUAAA
Messenger RNA from Pteronotus mesoamericanus, 455 nucleotides. RefSeq names its product SEC61 translocon subunit gamma (gene SEC61G). Gene Ontology annotation, molecular function: transmembrane protein transporter activity. NCBI's taxonomy places the organism in Eukaryota, Metazoa, Chordata, Mammalia, Chiroptera, Mormoopidae. The transcript has 4 exons. The coding region runs from base 91 to 297 and encodes 68 amino acids. The record is from RefSeq and is a predicted model, not a curated record. Gene Ontology annotation, biological process: post-translational protein targeting to membrane, translocation; protein targeting. Gene Ontology annotation, cellular component: membrane; Ssh1 translocon complex.